AUCGGUCAAGCAGUACAUGUGGGGUUGUUAGAAGCCACAGACGACGAGCGCCUAUUGCGUAUGCAGGAGCUGGGGGUUUUCUAAGGUCACGGUCAAGGAACGUGAUGACGCCUGGUGCAAACUACAGGGACUUACAUUAGCGAACGUGAAAGCGAGUUAUAUAUAUCUGUUGGCCGCGCUCUUGCUUCAAAAUUGCGACCUUCCUUCCGCAAGAAAGGUUUACGGCCCUGCUGGAUCACUGGGCAUACGAUGGCAGGUGCCUUGAGGUAGGCACACGGCAGUGGACGACGAAGAUUUCAACAGCGGCUCACGACAAAGACCUCGAGGCCGACAAUGUUUUGCUGCCGUCGCGAUUCGGGAUCCCAUCGUCUGGAUGGCCUCCAUGUGUUGACAACCAUACGCCAUGAGAUGGCAGCCAAGGAAGGAUGCCAACGGUACGGCACACUGUCCACAUUUCGUGGUGAAGGAAAAGGACGGAACCAACCACUCGGUCCUGUUUCAUGUGCGAUACUCCAAUGUUACUCGGCAUUACGAGAGCAUGGUCCACCAUUGGUGCUCCGUAGACCACACUGCCACAGCACUAUUUGAACCUCAACCUCUCUUGUUCGAACUAUUCAACAUAGUGCUGCAAAUGGAUAUUGAGGAGUUCACACCUUCCGUCUCCCAAGUCUUGGCACAGCUACUAGAGUAUCGCCCUAAUGGCUUGGAUACGGCCUACCAAGCACUCUUUCCCCCGUUGCUGACCCCGGCCGGGUCUUUGGGAUAAGCGUGGAAAUG
Molecule: messenger RNA, 777 nt
Organism: Phaeodactylum tricornutum CCAP 1055/1
Lineage: Eukaryota; Bacillariophyta; Bacillariophyceae; Surirellales; Neidiaceae
Exons: 1
Coding region: 404-766 (120 amino acids)
Molecular function (GO): small GTPase binding
Source: RefSeq, a predicted model, not a curated record